AGAGAUUUAUAAGAGCCGUCUCUCAGCGUUGCUUGGCACUCAAUCCCGCACAGUCUUUUGAGGAGCGAGAGCGAAGCAUUCCGAGCGCGUAUACGCUUCCCGAGCGAAGGGAAGAGGGGCGACAGGAGAGUUCCCGGGAAAGAGAGGGAGUGCGAGCGGGGAUCACGGUAAAGGGCUCCCGGUCGCUCAGCCGUCUCUAAUGCACUACUUCAGACUCAGUUUCAAGUGCUUUGUGGACUGUUUCUGAUACCCCCCCACCCCCCGCCAAACCCACUACUCCCACCGUCAGCUCUGAUUUCGGACCUGGAGGCAGUGCUAGGAAUACGAGAACGUGCUCAACCAUAUCUACAGCCUCCCCUCUCCCUCUCACCUACCAUCCCACCUACCCCCACCCUCCUGUUCCCCAAGUCGCCCUUCCCCAACUGGGGCACAAGCCAUGAGCAUGGAAAUGGGGUCUCAUCCUGGACACAGCGGUGAUGGCGCAAGGCGAGGGAAGGGUGGGUGUUUCUCGGAGGAGGCUCAGCUAUGGAGGCAGAAGGAAGGGAGCAGAAGGAGCCCCUCAGCAGGGAGCAGGGCGGGGAGCCCCGCGGGCACUGCGGACCCCCCCCCAGGGCCGGAGCGGAAGACCCCGCAGCGGGAGACCUGGUCGAACCAGAUGGACUUCAUCAUGUCGUGCGUGGGAUUCGCCGUGGGCCUCGGGAACGUCUGGCGCUUCCCCUACCUGUGCUACAAGAACGGAGGAGGCCUGGGCUAUGCAUCAAUGGUCAUCAUUUUCUUCUGCAAUACCUACUACAUUAUGGUCUUGGUGUGGGGGGCCUACUACCUUGGCCACUCUUUCUCCUCACCCCUGCCCUGGGGCACCUGCAACAACACUUGGAACACACCCAACUGCAGCGUCAGCUCUGGGCCCCAGACUGGCACCAAUGCGACCUCCAGCAACGCCACCCAGGGGUACCUACCGGGGAGCCAGUCACCCAUCGUGGAAUUCUGGGAGAGGAAGGUUCUGAACAUCUCGAGCGGCCUAGAGGAGGCGGGAAGCCUGAGCUGGGAGUUGACCCUUAGCCUGAUGGCCACCUGGAUGGUGGUCUACUUCUGUGUCUGGAAGGGAGUGAGGGUCACAGGAAAGGUCGUCUACUUCACAGCCACAUUCCCCUACAUCAUCCUGGUCAUCCUGCUCGUGAGGGGUGUCACUCUCCCAGGAUCCUGGCAGGGAAUAAUCUACUACCUGCAACCGGAUUGGACGAAGCUGGGCAACGCACAGGUCUGGAUUGACGCUGGAACACAAAUAUUCUUCUCUUAUGCCAUCGGCCUCGGUGCCCUCACCGCGCUCGGCAGCUACAACCACUUCAAGAACGACUGCUACAAGGAUGCCUAUAUCUUGGCGUUGGUGAACAGUGGGACUAGUUUCUUUGCCGGCUUCGUUGUCUUCUCCAUCUUGGGAUUUAUGGCUCAGGAACGGGGCGUCCAUAUCUCGGACGUGGCUGAGUCAGGCCCCGGUUUGGCAUUCAUCGCCUACCCAAAGGCCGUGACCCUCAUGCCCAUCCCUCAGUUGUGGGCUGCCCUCUUCUUCAUCAUGCUGCUGCUGCUGGGCCUGGGGAGCCAGUUCGUCGGAGUCGAGGGGUUCGUAACAGGCCUCGUGGACCUCAUCCCAGAGAGAUACAACUUCCAGUACCAGAGGGAGUUGGCCGUGGCCGUGUGCAUCGUCCUCAGUUUCAUCAUCGACCUCUCCAUGGUGACGCAGGGCGGGAUGUACAUCUUCCAGAUUUUUGACUAUUACUCUGCCAGCGGGAUGACGUUGCUGUGGCAAGCGUUCUGGGAAUGUGUGGUGGUGGCUUGGGUUUACGGGGCAGACCGCUUCAUGGAUGAUAUCGCUUGCAUGGUACAGUAUCAUCCUUGGCCCUGGAUGAAAUGGUGCUGGAGUUUCAUCACGCCACUGCUGUGCCUGGGAAUAUUUCUCUUCCACCUCGUUAACUACAAGCCCCUGACUUACAACAAGGUUUACACCUACCCUUGGUGGGGGGAGGCCUUUGGCUGGUGCCUUGCUCUAGCCUCCAUGCUCUGCAUCCCCACCACUAUUGUCUACAAACUCUCACAGAGCAGGGGGACGUUGUUGGAGAGAUGGCAGCACCUGACCACCCCAGUCUGGGCAGAUCACCAUCGUCAGUACAUGGGGGUUAUUGAACACACGACUGUACCCAGCCGCCUGGUACCUCGAGCUGACGAGAAAAUUGUCAUCUACGAGAGCGUGAUGUGAGUGCGGCCCCAUAGCGACGCUCGCAAUUUACAUGAAGGCACAGGGUUUUUGGCAUUUUUUUAGCAACCAACUUUUUGAUGCACUUUAUUCGUGGACUGAGAUUUAAUUAAUAAUUGCAGAACCAGGAGGCUCUCCAACAUCAGGGAGCGAGGGUGUAGAGGGAGCUUUACUCGGUAUCUAACUCCCGUCCCUGGGAGUGUUUGAUUAAGUGGGGGUAGGGCGAGGGGAACAAUGUAGAGGAGACUUUACUUUCACUUUUAAAGAAGUAGAGGUAGCUUUACACUGUUGCUAAACCGUGUCUCUACACAGAGUCCCACUAGGCGUAGUGUGUGGGUAGAGAGGGGAGAGACAGGAGAAAGAAGGGAGAGAGAGACACACACAGAGAGAGAGAGAGGGGGUGAGAGACAGAGAGAGGGGAGAGAGAGACACAGAGAGAGA
Rhincodon typus (whale shark) is the source of this 2692-nucleotide messenger RNA. RefSeq names its product solute carrier family 6 member 8 (gene slc6a8). The transcript is spliced from 12 exons. Bases 437 to 2254 code for a protein of 605 amino acids. The record is from RefSeq and is a predicted model, not a curated record. Gene Ontology annotation, cellular component: membrane. Lineage: Eukaryota; Metazoa; Chordata; Chondrichthyes; Orectolobiformes; Rhincodontidae. Gene Ontology annotation, biological process: sodium ion transmembrane transport.